GUGCCGUGCGAGAGGCAAGACAGUGGCCCCAGCCAGAGCAGCGGUCACGGCACUGCAGCAAGUCCCGGGCGCAGUGGUGCUUGUUUGAGCUUGCCGCCUUUCUGAAAAGCAAGACGUCACAACAGCAGCACCUCAUCGUCAGGCCCAUCUUCAUGGGGCCUCUUUCCAUCGCAGUCUUUCUUACUUUUGCUGCUGUUGCAAUGGCAAUCGCAACAGUACCUAUCCGUGACGAGGACAAACACUUCGCGCAGCUGCUGUCAGCCAUUGUCUUCUGUGGGUUUGUGGUUGCAGUCCCGACUGCUAGCACCAUCCGAAGCUACUUUCGCGACUUGGACACCAUGAAGCUGCAGUUGUCUUCGAUCUCUGUUGAUUCCACAAGGAGUUCCUGCUGUGAUCGACAUCAUGUGCGCGCUUCGGGUGAACGCAUGUUUUGCGACCGUAAGAUCGUGAAAGAGUGUGUGCAGAUUUGGUUUGGCAGCGAGCUAUCUUUCGAGGACACGGUACGCGCCGAGGUUUUGGACAUUUUGAACCGUAAUCUUACACAGAAGGUAUUCAGUACUCCAUGGGCUUUGGGAGUGACUUCCCCAAUCAUGCUGGCCUUCAUGGACGUCUCUGCCAGCUUCACUCAACCGGACAAUACUUGGAAGCUGUGGGGACAUCCUUCUGUUUCGUUUCUACUCGACGGAUUGGUGAUUUGGCUCCUGUUCGUCCCAGCCAACAAGGAUCUCUUGAUACUUUUGCUAAGGACUUGGCCUGAAGGCACUGUUACGCCGGCCUGGUUGGUAAUUCCCAGGCCGAGCCAGACGAGAAGCGAAGAUUCCAUCCUGGACUUGCAGGUGCCGUGCGAGAGGCAAGACAGUGGCCCCAGCCAGAGCAGCGGUCACGGCACUGCAGCAAGUCCCGGGCACAGCGGGGAUUCCAGGGCAUCCGAUACGGACUUGCACAUGGAAGCGAUGAUACCAACUCUGGUAGAAAGCGUUGCCAAGAUGGAGGUUGUAAACCCAGAGGUCUUGAGGGUGACCCCGGUGUUUCGCGCCUUGGAGCAUUUUGCUGCAGCAUUGCGUGCUGGAUCUGCUGUGGAUUUUUACCAUAAGAGUCACCGGAGCCAAAGAAUAUCGACAUUUUGGAGUCACUCUUGGCACGGAGGGCAUUGGAAGAAGAUCUUCGCCAUUAUAACUCUCUACAACGGCACUGCUGCAGUAUUGUUGUCUUUGCUCACCGGGGGGUGCACGAUGUGGUGCUUGUUUGAGCUUGCCGCUUUCCUGAAAAGCAAGACGUCACAACAGCAGCACCUCAUUGUCAGGCCCAUCUUCAUGGGGCCUCUUUCCAUCGCAAUCUUUCUUACUUUUGCUGCUCUUGCAAUACCAGUCGCAACAGUACCUCUCAAGUACGAAAGAGCCAUCGUGCAGUUUCUGUCGCCCAUUGUCUUCUGCGCGUUUGUGGUUGCAGUCCCGGCUGCCAGCACUGUCCGAAGCUACUUUCGCGACUUGGACACCAUGAAGCUACAGCUGUUGUCGAUCUCCGUUGAUUCCACAAGGAGUUCCUGCUGUGAUCUACAUCAUGUGGGCCCUUCGGGUGAACGUAUGAUGUGCGACCGUAAGAUCGUGAAAGAGUGUGUGAAGAUUUGGUUUGGCAGCGAGGUAACUUUCGAAGACACGGUGCGCACCAAUGUUUUAGACAUUUUGAACCGUGAUCUUACCCAGAAGGUAUUCAGUACUCCAUGGGCUUUGGGAGUGACUUCCCCAAUCAUGCUGGCCUUCAUGGACGUCUCUGCUAGCUGGGCUCAGCAUUAUUGGGUGCCGUGGGAGCAUCCUGCUAUUGCCCUUCUACUCGAAGGAUUGGUGAUUUGGUUCAUAUUCGUCCCAGCCAACAAGGAUCUCCUGAUACUUUUGCUAAGGCUUGGUCGGCGGAGACCAAGGAGUACUUGUCUUGAGCUCCUUAAGAACCUCGCGGUGUUGGCAGCAGCAGCUGUCCCUUGCCUUGUAUUGGUCGUAGCUUAUGGCCUCACUCGAUUUGCAGAUCUUGCUCUUUUCGACGCUCUUAAUGCCAUGAAUCGAGCGUUGGCUUUUGUAUUCUGCACACUGCUUAUAUCACUGUGCAACUUCCUCAUAGGACUUGGCCUGAAGGCAUUUUUACGCCGACCUGGUUGGUAA
Molecule: messenger RNA, 2153 nt
Organism: Symbiodinium necroappetens
Lineage: Eukaryota; Dinophyceae; Suessiales; Symbiodiniaceae
Source: the annotation of a GenBank genome assembly